Molecule: messenger RNA, 2781 nt
Organism: Musa acuminata subsp. malaccensis (wild Malaysian banana)
Lineage: Eukaryota; Viridiplantae; Streptophyta; Magnoliopsida; Zingiberales; Musaceae
Source: RefSeq, a predicted model, not a curated record
AUGGGUUCAAUAAGAACAGAAAGUAGAUCAACAAACACAACUUUUCCCCUCCCUCUUUUCUGCCCAAAAAGUUGUGGGAAUAUCAGCUUCGAGUAUCCUUUCGGCAUCGGCGAUGGCUGUUUCCGGACAGGCUUUAAUCUUACCUGCAGAAACCAUUCCACCAGCGCUCCCAGGCUUUUCCUGGGUGAUGGCACCAUCGAGGUAACCAGAAUUGAUGUGAACCAGGGGUUGGUAUACAUCAAGCCACCAACUAUCGUCAUGGGUGUCGACGAUGAGUUUAAACGCGCCACAUUGAUUGAUCUAGAGAAUUGGCCUUACUCUUUGUACUUGGAGGAACAGAUGACACGUGAUUCUUAUGAAGAAUUGACGUCUAACCAAUUUUUUGUUGUGGGUUGUAGCGCUAUGGGCAGUCUAGUGGAUCUUACCAUCAAUAAAACCAUUAGCACUUGUUUUAGUCUCUGUGCUGCCAGUGAUCGGAGUCAAUAUUCAGAGUGGUCCGACGUUAACAGUGGAUAUUGCAGAUUGGAUCUAACUUUUGAGAAUACAACUGCCUUGGAGAUUCAGCUAACUAGACUCAAUCAAACCGAGUUACACUUAGUGAAUACCUCCAGCAUCAAGAUCAUCAUAUUCAAUUGGAAUGGUUAUGAUGAUUAUGAUCUCGAAGGAGUAUUAAACGGAAGUAGAACGAAUGUGGAGGCCACCCUGACAUGGUACAUGAAUGAUCAUCUUUCAUGUGAAGAGGCCAACAAUACAAAUUCAUACGCUUGCCUCAGUCAAAAUAGUCUUUGCUAUGAUGCUGUUUAUGAUACGUUCCCCUCGAGUAAUAGCAUUGGAUAUUUGUGUCGUUGUUCCGCGAGUUAUCAUGGCAAUCCCUAUGUACCUGGUGGCUGUCAAGAUAAAUCUUUUACACCUGCUGUUGCUGCAAACGGCUGUCUUACUAAAUGCGGGAGUAUUGACGUCUUCUUCCCAUUUGGGCUGGAGAAGGGCUGCUACAGGGACGACUCAUUUGCUCUGACAUGCAAUACCACAUCCAAUCCUCCUACUCUCCAUUUAGAAGACUAUUUCACAGUGACUAAUAUAUCGCUGGAGGAAGGCCAAUUGGAAAUCGAGGAAAAGUACGGUUCCAUCUACAUGGGAAAUAGAACUGGAACUUUCGUCGUUCUUAAACAGCAGACCAUCGUUAGUUGGGUGAUCGAGUUGCAGCUUUGCGAGGAUGCUAAGAAGAACACGACCACCUUCGCAUGCGUCGACCAACAUAGCUCAUGUCUGAACACAACAAUCACUAACGACGAUGCCGGGUUGCAGGGAUACCGUUGUAAAUGCUCAGAAGGUUACCAAGGAAAUCCUUACGUUCGUAAUGGAUGCAAAGACAUCAAUGAGUGCAACUCUCCCGAGAAAUAUCUUUGCUAUGGGAUUUGUACUAAUACGGAUGGCGGAUAUACUUGCACUUGUGCAGCGGGCACAUAUGGUGAUCCUAAACUUGCACCCUGCAUUCCUAACAAAACGCAUACUCUUCUGUUAGGUGUCAUCAUUGGUGUAAGCAACGGCAUAGGCCUAUUACUCUUAUGUUCGAGUCUCCUCAUUCUGAGAAGGAAAUGGAAAAAAAAGAAACAAAAGAAAAUUAGAGAAAAAUACUUCCAUCAAAACCAUGGUUUACUACUACAACAGUUAAUCUCAUCUAGUGAAGAUAUUAGUGAGAGAACAAAAAUAUUUUCUCUGGAAGAGAUGGAGAAGGCAACUAAUAAUUUUGAUGAGACUCGAAUACUUGGUCGUGGCGGACAUGGAACGGUUUACAAAGGAAUUUUGUCAGAUCAACGUGUAGUCGCAGUCAAAAAAUCUAAAUAUGUGAAACAGAGUGAGAUAGACCAGUUCAUCAAUGAGGUUGCAGUUCUUUCUCAGAUUAAUCACAGGAAUAUUGUGAAGCUUUUCGGGUGUUGCUUGGAAACUGAAGUUCCCUUAUUGAUCUAUGAGUUUAUCCCGAAUGGGACUCUUUUAGAUCAUCUCCAUAUUCCAGACAGUAACUCUAUAUUAUCAUGGGAUGAUCGCCUGAGGAUUGCUAUUGAGGCUGCCGGAGCGCUCGCUUAUUUACAUUCGGCUGCUUCAAUUUCGAUAUUUCAUAGAGAUAUUAAAUCAUCAAAUGUUCUCUUAGAUGAUCAUUUAACUGCAAAAAUAUCAGAUUUUGGAUCUUCAAGACUUAUUCCACUCGACCAAACUCAUUUAGUCACUGGUGUACAAGGCACCUUUGGAUACCUUGACCCGGAGUACUAUCAUACCAGUCAGUUGACCGAGAAGAGUGAUGUUUAUAGCUUUGGAGUCAUUCUUCUAGAACUUUUAACAGGUAAAAAGCCAAUCUUCUCCACUGAAUGUGAGGACAGACUAAAUCUAUCUGGAGAAAACAUGAAUCUGUCCAUGCAUUUUCUCCAAGCAGUAAGAGACGAUCGCCUCAUAGAAUUUCUUGAAGCUCGUAUUGUGAAAGAAGGGAUGGAAGAAGGGCUUCACGAAGUGAUCCAACUUGCACAGAUGUGUCUCCAACUAAAAGGAAAUGAUCGGCCCACGAUGAAAGAAGUAGAGUUUAGGUUGCAGAGCUUGAGAAGGAUGAAGAAGCAGAGAAGGAAUAAUUGGACUGAUAAAGGUCACGGAGAGUCCGAAUGCCUAAAUGCAGUUUCUACUUUUCUUGGAAAAAAUAUUUACAGUAAUUCGGAUAAUAGGGCAAUUCAAGAAGCGUCAAGAAAUUAUAGCUUGGAGAAAGAGAUGAUGUCGUCACUAAAUUACUCACGGUAA